Morus notabilis is the source of this 1074-nucleotide messenger RNA. RefSeq names its product F-box protein PP2-A13. The transcript has 3 exons. The record is from RefSeq and is a predicted model, not a curated record. NCBI's taxonomy places the organism in Eukaryota, Viridiplantae, Streptophyta, Magnoliopsida, Rosales, Moraceae. Bases 57 to 950 code for a protein of 297 amino acids. Gene Ontology annotation, molecular function: protein binding.
AAUAAACAAGAUAUAUAUUCAACCUAGAUAUUGAUUUUGUUUUUCCCCUUGGUUUUAUGGGGACUGGUUUCUCUUCCUUAGCUAUGUUAGAGAUCAAUGGAAGCUGUAGUACUACUUCUCUUUCGCCGGUUUCGAAACCGUGGGAGCUCGGCGACUUGCCUGAGAGUUGUGUCUCGUCCAUUCUCAAGCACUUGGAUCCUCCUGAGAUCUUCAAAUUGGCGAUGUUGAGCCGGGCUUUUCAUAGCGCCUCUUUGGCUGAUUUCAUAUGGGAUUCAAAACUACCACCAAAUUACAAGUUUCUUGUUGAUAAAGUUCUUCGUAUUAAUGGUUCAUCUCUAGAUUACUAUAUGCCAAAGAAAGUGAUUUACGCCAAAUUGUGUCAACCCAAUCGCUUUGAUGGUGGCACCAAGGAAGUGUGGCUGGAUAAGAGUAGCGGGAAAAUGUUUUUGUCGAUUUCGUCAAAGGCAUUGAGGAUAACGGGAAUAGGUGAUCGGAGAUAUUGGAACUAUAUUCCAACUGAAGAAUCCAGAUUCCAAACAGUGGCAUACCUUCAACAAAUUUGGUGGGUUGAAGUAUUAGGAGAGUUAGAUUUCGAAUUUCCACCGGGGAAUUAUAGCGUUUUUUUCAGAUUGCAAUUAGGCAAAGCUUCAAUUAAGAGAUUUGGGCGACGAGUUUGUAAUCUUGAUCAAGUUCAUGGCUGGGACAUAAAACCGGCUAGAUUCCAGUUAUCAACAUCCAACGGCCAGAAAUCCUUAUCAGAACGUUAUUUGCAUGAGCCCGGGAAUUGGCUCCAUUACCAUGUGGGUGAUUUUGUUGUCGAAAGCACCAUCAUGAUGAGCAUAAAGUUUUCAAUGGUCCAGAUUGAUUGUACACACACCAAAGGUGGUCUUUGCUUAGAUUCUGUGUUGAUUUACCCAAGCGAGUUUAGGAAAAAUUUGUUACAAGCAUAGUUUGAUCAUGUGAUAGAAAGUAUGUAUAGAGCAAUCAGUUUGAUAUAUCUUUUUGUGGGGUAUGAAUGAUUGGAUUUUGUUCAUUUAAAGCGAUUGAAGAAAUGUUCAUGUCCUUUUCUUUUUU